AUGACGGAGCCGUCUCUCAACGCGUCUUCGGCGCCGGCGACCUCGGCCGCGCAAAGCCAGCCUCCUGCCUCCCAAGCCCCCGUAUUGCAGAAUAAUCAGCAGUAUCAAAGCCAGAGCCAGGCCUCGGAGCAGCAGCCGGCUCAGGUUACCGCGACCACUGCUGCUCAGGCGGCGGCGGCGGCGGCGGCUGCUGUUGCCGCGGUCGGGAACAAUCAAAAUGGGCACGGCGUGCAAAACAACCCCCCGGCCACCGAGGAGCUCGCCUGCAUGUGGCAGGGAUGCACUGAGCGCUUCUCGACUGCGGAAGCUCUCUAUGAACACGUCUGCGAGCGCCAUGUAGGCCGCAAGAGUACUAACAACCUCAACCUCACUUGCCAGUGGGGCACGUGUCGAACGACCACGGUCAAACGCGACCAUAUCACCUCGCACAUCCGUGUUCACGUACCCUUGAAGCCGCAUAAGUGUGACUUGUGUGGCAAAGCGUUCAAGCGUCCACAGGAUUUGAAAAAGCAUGUGAAAACGCACGCUGAUGAUUCGGUGCUGAUGCGUUCCCCGGAGCCGGGUGCGAGGUCACACGAUGUGCAGUUUGGCGGUAUGGUGAAUAAUACCAAGGGUUUUUCCACUGGAACGCACUACUUUGAGCCGCUCAACCCCGUCCACGCUGGACAGGGUUAUCACCAGGGCCCGCCGCAAUACUACCAGGGUGGCCAGCAUCAACAGCCUCCUAAUCCGUCGUACGGAAACGUGUUCUACACUCUAAACCAGGGUGAGAACCAAUCGUCCUACGAGUCUCGUAAACGGACGUAUGAAGCAGUCAAUGAGUUUUUCGGUGAUACCAAGCGUCGCCAAUUUGAUCCGACGUCGUAUGCUGCCAUUGGACAGCGGCUGGCUGGUCUUCAGGGCCUCCAGCUUCCUCUGAGUGGAGGUCCUUCACCAGAUUUAGGUCUACAGGGUGCUGUCGGCGUGAGUUCGGCGGGUGGCUAUGGUCCUACAGCGUUGGCAGCGCCGGCAUACCACUUGCCGCCAAUGUCCAACGCGCGGACAAAGUCAGAUUUGAUCGAGUUAGAUCGGAUGCUCGAUACUAUCCACACGACAGUAUACGAGAACGACGAUCAUCUGGCGGCUGCUGGCGUCGCCCAGCCUGGCGCUACCUACAUCCCUCAGAGAGUCGCAUAUGGUGCGACCCAGUCGCCUCCAGUCCAGCUGCCGUCCAGCCAUGCCACUGCAACGACGUCCGCCACGAAUGCUACUAGCGCAGCUACUAUGGCGCCCACUACAGCCCAUUCGCCCGCGAGUGCCACGCCAGCUCUCACGCCGCCCUCGAGCGCUCAGUCGUACACAUCCGGAAGAUCUCCAGCCUCCUUCUCCCACAGAACAACUCCCCCUCAUCAUGAAGCCGCGACUCCCGUGUAUCCACGCCUGCCAUCGACCACGAUGUCAGAAGGGAUCUCUAAUGGCUACUCCACUACGUCCGGAGCCGCGCCUCCCUCCACUCUCAGCAGUAGUUUCGACUAUGACGACCAACGUCGCCGCUACGCUGGUGGUAACCUCACCCGCUCGCGGGCGGAGGAGUACUCUCGUCUCCAGAUGGACCAUGUUUCGGGUGAAGAAUCGCAGACGAAGGAACACGGGGAGCACGGCCAGUCGGAGGCCAUCUCCAGUAGUCUCAUUGAUCCUGCACUCCAUCGCAGUAAUUCACCCGAUCCAGAAGUGGCCCAACGCACCGCUCAAGCCGCCACGGAGGCCGCCAAGCGUGCUGAAGAGCAGUGGCUUGAGAACGUGCGCAUUCUGGAACAGCUUCGUGCUUACAUUAAAGAUCGUCUCGCCCGUGGCGACUACGAGGAGGAUGACGAACCGCAGCAGCAGUCGACGGAACGGCCCGGAUCGGCGUCCACCCCUGCUGAACGUCGCAUGAGCACUGAGGCUGCGGGCGAUGAUCGUCGAGAGGCCACUCCGACUGCCGCGAAGCCGGACGAGCCACAGACUGGCAAGGUCGAAGCUGGCAAGGCGGAGGAGUCUGCUGGUCUGUACCCGACGCUGAAGGGGGUGGAAGACGAGGCGAAGAAUGAGUGA
This is a messenger RNA of Rasamsonia emersonii CBS 393.64, 2073 nucleotides long. Its product is annotated as C2H2 transcription factor PacC. Gene Ontology annotation, cellular component: nucleus. Lineage: Eukaryota; Fungi; Ascomycota; Eurotiomycetes; Eurotiales; Trichocomaceae. The transcript has 3 exons. Gene Ontology annotation, biological process: positive regulation of transcription by RNA polymerase II. The record is from RefSeq and is a predicted model, not a curated record. Bases 1 to 2073 code for a protein of 690 amino acids.